AUGCGGCGCCGUGUACCGCAGCGGGCAGAGUCGCCAGCUGAGCUGCUCUUGGGUAGGAGACUGGUAACGGUGCUGGAUUAUGUCCACCCGGAUAAAAUGCCAAACCAUAAUUCAAGAGCAACCCCCCAGGCUGAGACUGACACAACAAGGUAUCUCGCCCCUGAAGAUCUGGUCUGGGUGAGGAACUAUUCACGAGGUUCGCGGUGGGUGGCUGGUGUGGUCACCCGGGCUAGUGGACCUGUGUCCUAUUAUGUGACCUUGGAAAAUGGGCAAGUGUGGAAGAGACAUAUAGAUCAGCUGAGGCGCCGGGCGCUCAGCAGGGAGGAGCCAGAUAAUUCAUCCCAGGCUAACGACGCAGAGCCGCAAGACCAGAGUGAAAAUGGCCCAGAGGUGCAAGCACCAGGGGCUUUAGCAAAUGAACCAGGGUCUGCUAGUCCUCACGAUGACGAGGUACAGAUAGGGGACCCUGAGAUGUCGGGGACUCCAUCUGUUCCUGACGAAACCCCUAGAGCAGACCCUCUACCACAGGUAACACCCAAUCCAGAACCGGCAACACCUGUUGUCAAGAGAUCAAGUAGAAGUUGUAGGCCCCACAGUACCUGAGAGAUUACGUCUGCUGUGCUCACUAGGGGAAGGGGUGUUGUGUAUUGAGUCAAAGGAUUUUAUAUCUGUAUUGUAUUGUCUGUAUUUGCAUUAGGGUAAAGUAACUGCCUUUUGGUUCCAGAGGGUACAGCUACUAUUGGUUCAUUUAAGCUGCUGUAUUUGGAUCCUGUGUAUUUUUGGUUCCCUCCAAAAGGCAGGACUGUGAUUGCCUGAUAUUGUUCCCUCCAAAAUGUAUCCUUUCUUGCUAGUUCCCUGUCCCUAUAAAUGUAGCUUUCCUCUUCCCAGUCUGGAGUCUUGUUGCUUUAAUAAAGAAGUGUUACUAGAGAACUGUCUCCAGCAUGUUAUAUCAGGAGAGCUGAAAUCACAAACCCCACGUCACAACAGGCACAACAUAAAUAAAAGCAUAUAAAUAAAGUAUUAUGUUGUUGUUGUUGUUGUUGUUGUUGUUGUUGUUGUUGUUGUUCCAGAGCUUGGCCAAAGUUUGGCAGGAGCACCAAAAUCCCCCAGAGCCAUUUUGGAAGCCCACUGGAUCCAUCCUGUCAGCUCAGGCAGGGAGACUGCUGGGCAGCAAAGUGGGUGGUAAACCAGCAGAAUCCCUCAUCUGUCCCAGUUGCCCAAUGCCAGCAACACACACUCCAGAUUCCUGUCCCCACCCCCCAGCAGAGAGCCUGGAGAGAGGAAGAGAAUUUUGUGAUAAACCACAGCUACUUCCCCUCCCCAACCUUCAAAUCUGCCCUGAUGCUGCCCUGAGUAUCCAGAUUUUUAACAAAUAGGUGAGGCCCCAGGGGUUCAGAUCAGGCCUGUGAGAGGACGUACAUCUCUUUUUUUUAAAAAAUGAUAUUUAUUAAGAAUUUUAGAAAUACAGAAAAAACAAAGAAGAGAAAGAAAGAGAAAAAACAAAAGAAAAACAAACCACAAUCAAACAAUACAAAUUGAUAAAAAUCAAAAUCAAAAAAUAAGAACAAAGCACGUAACACAACACAAUCAAAAAGCAAAAAUAAGCCACAAACAUUUAAAAACAAAUCCAAUAUUCUCGAAUCCUUAGCUGUCAUUACCUUCUUUCUUUGACCUCCUCAGUCCUCCCUUUUUUGGUAUCCUAGUUGUUAAUUGUCACAGCAAAUCCUUUCCAUCUUUCAUAAUAUUCUGUCAUUACAUUACCUUAAUCUAUUUUAACCUUUAUCUUACUAUAAAAGACCCUAAAACUUAAAACUUAGAUCUUAUUUAUACCAAUUUCUCAUAACCAUAACAUAUUCUUACAUAAUUCUUUUAACAUUUUUGCUAAAGCCAAAUGAUUUCGUUCCAACAUUUUUCUAACAUUCAUCAAUUUUAUAAAGCAAUCCUAAUAAAAAAAAAAUUUCUUCCAAUCUUCAUCCAGCAUCUCUUCCUCCUGGUCCCGGGUUUUGUCAGUCCUUUCUAUCCCAUCAAUCUAGCGCAUUAACCUGGUAAUCUUAUGUCCGAGGCCCUUAAGUCUCUUCCAUGUCCCUUCCGCGGCUCUUCUUCAUAUUUAUACCUGUACUUUACUUUGUCUCCUGCUUCUUUCAAUCAUGGGAACUCCAACUUGACAGUGCUUUUGACCCUUCUCGACAAAUCAGUCCCUUUUCCAUAUUCCACACUAAACUCCAUGUGGUAUUUAAAAACAUGUUUCAAAGUCCCUCCAGAAUUAAGAGCCCCCACAACCCCAAACAUCUCACGGCCCAUUGCCAGACUUGAAAAGUCCAAACAUCCCUGCAUAGGGGGGUCUAUCCAACCCCCCAUUUCCAAACCAAACCAAACUUUAUCUUUCCAAAUCUGGCUUUUUCCAAGUUCAUUUGUCAGAUCCAAGAACUCAUGUUCCUGCUGGGCCACAGCUCCCUCCAUCUCUGGCGCCCGAGGUUCAGCAAUCUCCUCUUCCCUCAUCUGAUCUGUCAGAGCACGCUCUUGAUUUAAUUCCUGGGUGGGCUCUAUAUAGUACAUCUUUUGUCUAUUCCCUCAAAUAAAAGGUUCUUGACUGCACUCCCAGCUAUGCCCACCCAGAUAUUUACUGCAGCAUCAGCAUGGGGUGAAGAGUUAAUGGUCUUAUUUUAAUCUUUCUGAGCUUCCUAGAUGAAUGUGUGUUAUCACGUGGCCACAGAAAUGAACUUAACAAAAAUAAUUGAAGUCCGCACAGAAAUACAAAGUUGGUCCCUUAAAUUCCCUAUCUUGUUUUCUUUUUCUUUUCUUCCUCCAUAUCUGGCUUGACUCAAAGACAUCCUUACUAGGAACUUGGACGAUGGUUGGAUGGUAUAUUCAAAGGACAUUCUAUUUCUUUUCUCUUGAGCUACGCUCAUGGAUGGAUUCCAAAAAAUACUGUGAGCAGGAGGGCGCCAGGCUCAUUUCUGUGGAAACAAGGGAAGAACAGGUGAGCAUCAAAGCUGAGUACAGGAAGGUAGGAGAUCUCCUUGAGCCAAAGGCUCCUGUCAUCACCAUCCAUUUAAGAAGCUCCAAUCCACCUGUAUGCAGCCAAGACAGCAACUCCAUCAGUCAAGCCUAGGGGUGGGUGGGGCAGGGAGCAGCUGCUACCAUCUGGGACUCACUAAGGUUUCUUGGAGCUGCUGAGCUCUAAUAGAAUGAAGCUGGCAGUCAGGAAAGAGGUCUUGGAGGAGGAGGAGAUACUUGAGGGGCUUCUAUCCCUUGGCUUGCCGGUAAAUUCUUCCUCUGCUCUGUAGAGUCUUCCUCUGCUCCACCCUAACCCUCUGGCAUGAGAGUAUCAUGGAGAUGACUCUAGAGGACCUUGCAAGGUAUAUCCCUCUCCCAGCCCCUUAGCCCAGGUAGAGGGGCUACUGGGGUGCUGCAGGGCACAGACAUGAGUGAGACCCCAUCAUCAGUCCUUCAAGCAUACCACAGCCAGACUGAUUCCAGUGUCUCUGGAAUCAACAAGCAAGCAUGGAUGCAGAAAUUGGAGUGUUUGCUACACGGUCACUGUCCUGCUAGAUGGUUUCAAGACAAACUGUUUUAUGGCACAGUCAUUUACAGUAUCUGGAAAUUUUAACUCUGUUUCAUGAAAGACAUACGUAUGGAAAGACAUAUGUAGCCAGUCUUGGUGAGGGCAGGUGAAGUUACCCUUCACUGUAAUAUUUCCUCUUUGGGAUGCUUCCUUGAUUCCAUCAUCAUCAGCAUCAUCAUAAUUUGGAUCAGGAGGACAAUAGCACAUCCUCAGUACACAAUUAUUCUUGGUGCUUGAUGCAACCUUACUUGGAGUACUAUGUACAGUGGUACCUUGGUUCUCAAACUUAAUCCGUUCCAGGAGUCCAUUCCAAAACCAAAGCAUUUCAAAACCAAGGCGUGCUUUCCCAUAGAAAGCAAUGCAAAACAGAUUAAUCCAUUCCAACCUUAUAAAAGCAUCCUCUAAAACAGCAAUUUAAAUGAAUUUUACUAUCUAACGAGACCACAAAAUGAAAGCAAGAAUCUAUGUAAUGUGCUGUAAAAUUAAUAAGAAGCAUCGUAGAAAUUAAAAUUAUUUUUUUUUCUUACCUGCACUGAUGAUAGUCAUUGUUUGGAUGGGAUGCUUUUAACCAUUUCCACAAUCACACAAUCAAUCAAUCAAUCAACAAGUAGCUGAACUGGGUUCCACAUUCACAAAAACAAAUUAAGCAAAAAAGCCUAAAAAACAAAAAGGCAAAAUAAAUAGCAAAACCCAAAACGCCAAAUUUAAUCCAUUCCGGAAGUCCAUUUGAUUUGUGAAAUGUUUGAAAACCAAGGAGCAUCUUCCGGUUAGUGCAGGCACCCUGGGAACAAUAGCCAGACAGGCUCAUCGGACAUUCGGCUUCUGAAAAAUGUUCAGAAACUGGAACACUUACUUCCAGGUUUUUGCGUUUGGGAACCAAGGUGUUUGAGUACCAAGGUGUUUGAGAACAAAGGUACCACGGUAUAGUUUUGAUCACUGCUUCUUAGAAAAAUGUGUAUUGGACUUCCAAUGGUGACACCUGCUCCUUUUGAAACGUAUUUGUUUUGUGCCUGUUGAAUGUCGGUAAAGGGCUGUAGUCUCCCAGAGAAAGGAACAUUGUCUAGAAGGGCUUUGAGAGAAGUGCCUUGCUCCUCAUUGCUACUGAUGAUUUUCUGUUUUUUCUUUCUCCCUUCCCCUACCCUAGUUCUUUAUAAACCAGCAAGUAAAAGGCCGUAAAAUGCUUUUUUGGAUUGGACUCUUUAAAGACAAGGGAGGGACAUGGAGAUGGACAUCAGGAAUGAGUGCUGAAACCAC
Messenger RNA from Podarcis lilfordi (Lilford's wall lizard), 4819 nucleotides. The record is from the annotation of a GenBank genome assembly. Lineage: Eukaryota; Metazoa; Chordata; Lepidosauria; Squamata; Lacertidae.